Messenger RNA from Podospora pseudopauciseta, 857 nucleotides. RefSeq lists its product as uncharacterized. The transcript has 2 exons. Lineage: Eukaryota; Fungi; Ascomycota; Sordariomycetes; Sordariales; Podosporaceae. The record is from RefSeq and is a predicted model, not a curated record. The coding region runs from base 537 to 857 and encodes 106 amino acids.
UGCAUCUCGGCCACCUCGCACAACCAUGCUUCGGCUCGGAGCUCUUCUUCCACCGUCGUGCGGACUUGACUUUGGCACCGGCACGCCAUCUUUCAUCCCUAGCAACUGCGCAGACUAGACCCAAGAGAACGGCACGGUAUCUAACCCGCAUAAACCUUGGUGCCUCGUGGCCUCCCUUCGUUAACCCCCACGCGCUGCCCACUCCUUUUUUCAUUCUUCCCUUUCUCUUUUAUAAGCUUGACAUAGGUGGCCCUGAUGGAAGUGUAUCGCGACCGAGGAAAGAACACCAUCGGCACAUAUCCCAACAGCUAGUUCCCUACCUACGCAUUGCUCCUCCUCAAUCUCGAUACGAUUACGCUCCUUUUACGAUAUAAUACACUAGAUAUACCCCUGCUGCAUAGCUCAUCCUCUUGACAACGCGACCGGCAUUCGAGCGUCCAUUGUUACUACGAUACCCCAUUGCUUAGCCUCUUACCUACUCGGACCUCCGUGUUAUCUACCUCAUCUCCAUCACCAGUCUUAGGAACACAUCCGCGAUGGCUGGCCUUUUGGACGUAAUAGCUUGGAUCUACUACGCCAUGACGGAGCCGAGCUGGAUCCCGUCGCAGUUUCAUCCUUUCUUGCAUGGCAUUUCUGGCUUCUUUAUGACCCUUGGUUCUCUCUUCAUCGUACCAAUCAUCUGCCUCGUCAUCUACGACAUCACCCUCUACAUAUUCAGACUCACCGGUUCUGCCUGCGAAACAUUUACGAAUGCGCUGCGAGCUCGCCAAGCUACCCAACCACAACAAUCGAAACUACCUAUAAACGGGAAUGGAUCGACUCCCAAUGGUCAUGCACCGUCCGAAAAGACACAGUAA